AUGGAGAAAGCAGAAGGAAAAGAAGAAAGUGUCGAUUUGAGCCAAAUAUCUCUUCGACCCCUUGAGCUCUCUGACCUGGAUGAUCUCAUGGUGUGGACCACUGAUGAAAAGGUGGCCACUUUUUGCACUUGGGAUACUUACACGAGCAAAGACGAUGGGAUCAACUUCAUCCAAAACAUAGCCACCAAAUUUCUGUGGUGCAGAGCAAUAUGCCUGAACAAUCGUGCUAUUGGGUGUGUUUCUCUGUCCUCAAAUCCAGAGCACGAUAAAAGCAGGAGCAGAUCCGUGGAACUUGGGUAUGUCUUGGGUUCCAAACACUGGGGCAAAGGGAUUGUGACAGUGGUCGUGAAACAAGUGGUUAAGGCUGCGUUCACUGAGUUGCCAUUGCCACAGUUGGAGAGGGUUGAAGCUCUUGUUGAUGUGCUCAAUGUUGGGUCUCAGAGAGUGCUGGAAAAAGCUGGUUUCCAAAGAGAGGGAAUUCUCAGAAAGUUUGUGUUCGUCAAAGGAAAAAGCAGAGAUACGGUCAUGUUCAGUGUUCUCUCCACAGAUCCUCACCUUUCAUUUCCUUGA
This is a messenger RNA of Sphenostylis stenocarpa, 570 nucleotides long. The record is from the annotation of a GenBank genome assembly. Lineage: Eukaryota; Viridiplantae; Streptophyta; Magnoliopsida; Fabales; Fabaceae.